Molecule: messenger RNA, 1182 nt
Organism: Trichoderma aggressivum f. europaeum
Lineage: Eukaryota; Fungi; Ascomycota; Sordariomycetes; Hypocreales; Hypocreaceae
Exons: 1
Coding region: 1-1182 (393 amino acids)
Cellular component (GO): nucleus
Source: RefSeq, a predicted model, not a curated record
AUGGGCCUUGUCGAUUAUUCCGAAUCCGAAUCGGAGCCCGAGGUUGACGCGCCGAAGCCCGCCGUCAAGUCCGCCCCGAAGAAACCUGCGUUCCAAAAAGUCGUCGAUCGAUCAAACCCGGGCAAAAUCAUCGUCAAUCUCCCCCAGGCCGCCUCUUCCAACGACGAAGGCGCAUCAAAUGGCGAUGGGCCACCGGCGAAACGCGCGCGCACGGGUGCUAACGGCGGUCUCUUUUCCGGCUUCAACUCGUUUCUCCCGCCGCCAAAGAACGCGGCAAAGGCGACGUUGAGCAAACCCUCAAGCGGCCAGGCCCGCCCCGGCAUCAAUCUCAAAACCAGUGCCGAAAAGGGCUUCAGCCGCGAUGAAGAGCCUUCGAACGGCUCUAGCAAUUCAGAUGCCGUGUCUGGAGGACUGGGCUUGCCACCUCCUAAACGAUCAGCCGAGCCAUCAAUACCGAAUACGAUGAAGCCUGCCGAGGAAGUCAAACUCGUGGGGAAGCCGUUGAUGUUUAGGCCUCUCUCUGUUGCUCGGAAUACAAAGAAGAAACCCAUCAAAAGCACGGCGGCUCAAGCAUCAACGGCGAAAUCAGUAGUCUCAGCUCAAGCUGCGACCUCGACGACCAGCACAGCCCCAGCGCCGGUUGCAGCCCCGGCGCCGCCUCCGAAAAAGACAUCACUCUUCUCACUGCAUGUAGAGGAGCCAUCGGCUCCAGAAUCGACAUCAGCUGAAAGGGGGGCUUAUGAACCACUCUUUGAAACUGCAGAUCCCGCCAAUUCAUAUCACAUGAAUGUGCCAGAUGUUUAUUAUUCCCAGGGAAUGAGCAGUGAUCAGAUGUCUGACACCGCAGUGCCACCAGAUUACAGGACAGGGUCGUUGGAGAGCAUCGCCGAUGACUUGAAUCUUUCCGCCGCAGCGAGACGAGAGCUGUUUGGAAGGGGAGGGCGAGGACAGACGGCACAGACACUCAUCAACUUCAACAUGGAUCAGGAAUACCAACACAACGAAGAGCUCAGAGCAGCUGGCGAACAACAAACGCACAACCCCGUCCGCGCCAUCGCGAGCGGCAAACACAGUCUCCAGCAGUUGGUGCGGAAUGUGUCCAACCAGCGGGAGGCCUUGGAGGAGAGCUUUGCAAAAGGCAGAAGCAACCGGCGGGAAGCUUCAAGCCGCUACGGCUGGUAA